UUGGUCACAGGUGGUGAUUGGUUUGUGGACUGCCUGUUUGGUGUUUGGUGCUCUUGUUUUCCUCGACCGAUUUCUAUGGUCUGCUGCGGCGGAAUUCGCGUUGAUGGAGUGAAUUCGCUGCAAAUUUUCAUUUUACCCUGCCCGAGAUGCAGACUGGAGUCGAGGAGGCCACCUGCGCUAAAAGUAGCAGCAGAGAGCGAGUGUGGAAAUCAGACCUCUACCAGCUGCAGCAGGAAGCUCCGAGACCACAAGCGGUCUUUGCAAAACAUCAGAACAAAAACACCGACACUUUCGGCGCUGAACACCACGGCCUAUUGUCUCAUUCACAGGCUGUCAAAUUGUUGACACAGGAUGGGAUGUACCUUGUCCGCACCAGCAGAGAUGGACAGCAGACACUUUCCAUCAGGAUCGGAGGGGUCGUCAAGAACUAUAAAAUUUUCUUUGACAAAGAGGAUAAAAGUUACUAUGUUAAGAACAAGCGGUUUCCUUCAAUUGCUGAUCUGGUUGCUGAUGGACUGGUCACCAUUUACAUCGAGAGCAAGGCAGGGUCGUACCUUGAGAAGAUGUACUCGUACAACAAUUACGAGCAGAGCCCUUACAUGACACUCAACAGACUGAAAAUGAAGACGUUGGAGAAAACAAAGAAACUCAAAUCAGAAAACAACAAUUUUGGCGAAGAAAGGAAGCGAGACUCCUACGACAAAGCCCACUCGUUUAAAACUUACAACUUUAAGGGUCUCAAUUGGUGUGAGUUUUGUGGGAACUUCCUUUGGGGAUUCAGUGGCCAGGGCGUUAGAUGCGAUGAUUGCGGUUUUAGUGCGCAUCACAAGUGCAGCGAAAAAGUGCCAAGCGAUUGCUGCCCUGAUCUCAACAACCUGCGGGGUAUUUUUGGCACUGAUCUCACCACCCUGACCAAAGCCCUGAAGAUGUCAAGACCUUUUGUGGUGGACAAAUGUGUUGAGGAGAUUGAGAGGAGAGGACUUGCACAAGCUGAGGGACUCUACCGAGUGCCUGGUUUCUCGGACCACGUUGAGAGUUUGAAAAUGGCAUUCGACAAAGAUGGGGAAAAGACUGAACUAGGCCCUGAUGUAUAUGACAAUAUCAACGUCAUUGCUGGGACUUUGAAACUUUUCUUAAGACUCUUGCCCAUCCCUGUCAUCACAUUCGAAGUGCAUCCAAUGCUUAGUGCGGCGGCAGAAAUACGCACCAUACCUGAAAGAAUUUCUGCUUUGAAACUUGGAGUAAACUGCCUUCCUGUUGCUCAUUUUCACACACUCAAGUAUUUAGUAGAGCACUUUUCAAGAGUUGCUUCAUUUGCUGAGUCGAACAAAAUGUCUGCACACAAUAUAGCCACCGUCUUUGCACCAACGCUGAUGCCUGCUUUGGAGCUGCCGUCGCUCAACAGUCAAGGAGGCAUUCCAGGCAUGGACACUGAAAUCGCAGUGAUAGAAUCUUUCAUUGAUAACCACAGCCUUAUUUUCUAGAGAUUAAAUACUUAGUCAGUAUAUGAGAUCUGAAACUUAAAUCUUGAAAGGAAUUUUUGUAGGAGCUGAAAGCUUUGUUUUGUUUUUAUUUUGAUAAAGUGAAAUCAUUUUUCUAUAACGAUGCAUUCCAUUGGAAGGUUGAUAGUAAAAUUGUGCUCUGGGUGAUCUUUGUUGAUGUAUACAUAAUAUGUAUAUAUAUUAUUAUGUAUUUUUAUGAAAGCACUUUAUUUUAACAUGAAAUUGAAAAGAAGCACAAUAAUUGGCCUUUGUAAUUGGCAGUGAAUGAAAUUUAGAAAAGUAUAUAUAUAGCUUUCUAAUAAUAUUUUAUUCUCUUUAACUCCUUAUUGGAAGACUGUGCAAGUAAGUAGUAGCAAACAAUUUGCCAAAAAUAUAUCACUCAUUAUUUUUAUCUAAUAAAAUUAUUGCAUAAUAGUAAAAAAAAUAUUUAAAUAGCAAAAAAUCAUUUUAAACAUAAAUUUACGAUGUAGUAAAGUUUUAGGAUGAACCAUUAAUUUAACAAUCUUUAUUUUGAUGUGAACAGGAAAAAUAAAAUAAUAUUC
This is a messenger RNA of Neocloeon triangulifer, 2044 nucleotides long. It is a transcript of the gene RhoGAP5A, whose product is annotated as beta-chimaerin. Gene Ontology annotation, molecular function: GTPase activator activity. NCBI's taxonomy places the organism in Eukaryota, Metazoa, Arthropoda, Insecta, Ephemeroptera, Baetidae. The coding region runs from base 147 to 1484 and encodes 445 amino acids. Gene Ontology annotation, biological process: signal transduction; regulation of GTPase activity. The transcript has 9 exons. The record is from RefSeq and is a predicted model, not a curated record.